UACAUCAAACACGCUCUCUGCUCUCUCCGGCAGGAUCAGUCAUUUCGUAAAACGCCUCAUCUUUUUUUCUUUUACCACCUCUUCAUCUGCAUGAGGAAUACAUACUGAUUUUACCAUGUCGGGUUCCGAGCCACCGUCAGGGGACUCUGGUGGAGCGGGAGGGUAUGCAGUCUUUUACCCGGCGGGAUACCAGGCGUUGAACCCGGAGGAGCACGGCCUAGACCGCGGCUUCCGACUCACGGCCUUCUCUGAUAUGAAAGGAUGAGGGUGUAAAGUCCCGCAGGAGACUCUGCUCAAACUCCUGCAGGGACUGGAGCCUGACCGGCCGCCCGGAGAGGAUGGCGGUUUGGGGACGGGUGUUGGAGACGAAACCGCUGACUUUGGGCUUGUUUCGGCUGCUCAGGGUCCUCGACUAGGUAUUGGAAUGGACUCAUGUGUGAUCCCACUAAGACAUGGAGGUCUCUCCCUGGUCCAAACCACAGAUUUCUUCUAUCCUUUAGUGGAGGACCCUUACAUGAUGGGACGAAUCGCCUGUGCAAAUGUCCUGAGUGAUCUGUACGCCAUGGGCAUCACAGAGUGUGACAACAUGCUCAUGCUCCUCAGUGUCAGUCAGAAGAUGAACGAGAAGGAGAGAGAUUUGGUGUUGCCUUUAAUGAUGAAGGGUUUCCGUGAUGCGGCGGAGGAAGGCGGGACUUCAGUCACUGGAGGACAAACAGUCAUCAAUCCCUGGAUCAUAAUUGGGGGCGUGGCUUCUGUGGUCUGCCAGCCCAAUGAUUUCAUUUUGCCUGACGGGGCUGUACCUGGGGAUGUGUUGGUUCUCACAAAACCUCUGGGAACUCAAGUAGCAGUGAAUGCCCAUCAGUGGCUGGAUAUACCUGAGAAAUGGAAUAAGAUAAAAUUGGUGAUUUCCAGGGAGGAAGUGGAGCAAGCCUAUCAGGAGGCUAUGCUCAAUAUGGCCACCCUCAAUCGCACUGCUGCUGCCUUAAUGCACAAAUUUAAUGCACACGCUGCCACAGACAUCACUGGGUUUGGGAUCAUUGGUCAUGCACGAAAUCUGGCCAAGCAGCAGAAAAACGAUGUUGCCUUUGUCAUUCACAACCUUCCCAUUAUCUCUAAAAUGGCCGCGAUCAGCAAAGCUGGUGGAAACCUGUUUGGGCUUUUGCAGGGCACAUCUUCCGAAACAUCAGGUGGUCUGUUGAUCUGUUUGCCACGGGAGCAAGCAGCCCGGUUUUGCGCAGAGAUGAAAUCCAGCCGCAUGGGUUUGCUGGGAGCUGGGCAGGAUGGAGGGGUGGGCGAUGGGCAACAAGCUUGGAUCAUUGGCAUCGUGGAGAAGGGCAAUCGCUGCGCCCGCAUCAUUGACAAACCUCGGAUCAUAGAGGUCCCGUACCGUGGCUCAGUGGUCAGCGUGCAGGAAGGGAGCAACAAUAAUGCCAGUCCUCCUGAGGUGCAGCUGGCAUAAGAACUGCACACUGCCACAGAGAGUCUCUUUACUCCUGACCCUCAUCAUAUCCUCAGUGAGAAUGAUUGAUUUGAACGUGUGCGUGUCCAUUAUGUUUGUGUGAAGCACAGCGUAAUAUGUGGCUAACUCCUGCUGUCCAUUUCCUCCCCCUGUUCAGCCAAAAGGCUGAGAGCAACAGACCAAAAAUGUUUUAAUUUACCUGGUGGGAGAUGGAAUGGACAACAAGCAAAUGUAUUUACAUCUAUCAUUCUUUUCUUCAGCUCAGGCACACACCCCUUCACUCUGUUGUUUUUUUUUUUAGGCUGAGCCAUUUUUCACGUUUACCAGUUGUUCUUGAAGUAGAUAUUUCACCCAAACUUUUAUUUAUUCACUCUCAUGUUGCUUUAAAUCUGUGUGCUGCGAUAUUGUGAAACACAAACCAAGGAAUAGGUUUUUAUACAACAAAUCAUAGUUACCAUGACUAUAAAAACAUCAUGCAGAGUUGCUCUUUUUCACUGGGGUCUUUUAAACCCAACCAUUGCAAAAAGGGAUUUUUUUAAAAACUUAACCUUUAAACACAGCAUAGUGAUGACUGCUUUCUUAAGUUAACAUAAUUGUAUUAAUAAGAUUAACAAGAUUGUAUUUAUGCUUAAAAUAGACAAAAUGUUAAUGGGGAAAAGAAAGUGGACAUUUUCUGUUGAAAUAACUCACUCUUCUACAGACAAUAGACAACUUUGAAAGGCAUUUUCUUGUUCAAUUUAGGGUAAAUCUUAUCUGUGUGCUGAAAAAUGAAUGUAAAGGUAUUUGUACUGGACAUCAAAAAAUAUUGAGUAGAAAUAUAACAUGUUUUUCUGUGAAAAUACUUUUAAAGGUUAAAAACUUGACGAGUAAUAUAGUUUUUGGGUUUAUAUGAAAAAAGACUAUUUUCUGUUCCUCUAAAAAAAUAACAGCAUACAGACUUGGAACAUGAAGGUGAAUAAAUAAUGAAUACAAUUUUGGGUGAACUAGUUUUCCCCCUAAAAAGGUUUGACCACAGACAGUUCUGAUGACUAUUUUUCCCUGCUAGAAAAUAGUUUGAAACCUUAUCCAGAGCUUAAUUGUUUCAUCUUUAUAAGGUUCUGCAUUUUGUGGCCACAUGCUAAAAUAAAGCCGGGUUGCCUAAGAAAACAUUCCAAUGAGUUCCCGAUCUACCCAACAUAAAGAUCCUAAAAUGACAAUCAAAUGUUUUCGUUUAAGCCAUCUGACAAAACGUGUCAAAUCUGGACACGCUGUCACAAAUGUAUCCCGGGGACGUAGGUUAAAUUGAGAUAUUUAAUGGUACAAUCAAUAUUUAUUUAGUGUCAGAUUUAAAUGCAGUCAUCCAAAUUUCAAGUGAAUAUUUUUUUUCUUUUCAUAUUUUCGUGUGUUUAUUUUGUACUGUCCGCAUCUGAAUCAUCUAGUUUUAAUAGGACAUCUGUGUAACAUUGACAUGCCUGGUGAAAUUAGCGUAGGGUUUUCUCUAGUGGGUGAUUCUCCUGAAUGCGGUGAGCAUAUGCCGGUUAGAGUAAGUUAGACUGGUUCUUUGUUCAAUAGAAUAUGCACAACAUGUGUCAUGGUUUUAGAGGCAGCAGAUAAUUAUGAAUGAAAUGGAUGAUGUGUGUGCGGUGUAAACUCUUUCUUCUGCUCAAAACCAGCAGACUGAGGGAGAGAAAAUAAAGGCAGUCUGGUUCUCCCGCUUGCAUCUGAGAAAGGGUUGAGCAGCUUUCUCUGGUCCAGCAGUUGAGAGCCCAGAAUGCCAGUUGUGCCGUUUGAAUGUGUGUAACAGAACAGCAGUGUCCAGUGUCCUCUUUAUGACACCUCUCUCUUUAACCCCAGCUAAUGGGACGGGUGAGGUUGAUGUUAGAAAGGAAUGGAUAGGCUGAUCUUUCCAUUCAUUCACCUGGCUCUAGUCUUUUCAUCGCAGCUUCCAUUCUUUAAACAUUGUGACUCAAUAAAGCUGUAAUUUCUCUAAA
Molecule: messenger RNA, 3429 nt
Organism: Danio rerio (zebrafish)
Lineage: Eukaryota; Metazoa; Chordata; Actinopteri; Cypriniformes; Danionidae
Gene: sephs3
Product: selenophosphate synthetase 3
Molecular function (GO): selenide, water dikinase activity; ATP binding
Source: RefSeq, marked reviewed